ACUCCACCAAACACCUUAGUUAGAUCUAAAACAUCCUCAGCAAAAACGUAAACUAGAGAAAUCUGUAAUUAUCUUAGACGAAUUCCUGUGAUUUUGAGGAAGUGAAAGUGUCUCAUGGGGGACAAACCUCAUUAACCAAACGCAGAAUCGGUCAGGAAACACACGUCCAAGACUGAAAUCUCGUGUUUCUAAUCAGCAUCAGAAAAACACGUGUGCCAAUCGGACUGUUUUUGUUCAGCCCAAUACAAUUGAAAGCAACGCUAGUGUAUGUAAAUACACCGGCGUUGCUAAAAGUAGCUACCCGUUAAGUACCUGAGUACCUUUGAACUAAAAGACAGUUACAAACCAUCCAUGCUCUUAACUCUCCAGAAUUUCUCCCUUUUAUUGUCUUAAUCCAAUAUCCAAUAUCCCACUCAGAACUCCUAUGAGGACGAUAAAGGAGAUAUCCAAUGUGGAUUGACUGAAGUCCCAUCUUUGGAAGACCUCUUAGAGGAAGAACUGCCAGGAACAGAAGGAUGAAAAGUAAAAGGAGAAGGAAGAAUGUUGCUGUGACAGAGGCCAUGGGAGGGGAGGAGGACCCAAAAGAAGAGGCCCACCAGGGGCCUAGCACCUUAGCUGAUGCGAGGGAGGAAUAUGGUCCAGCUGUGGAGGAUCUGGAAGUUAGUGAGGAGGAAGACCUGUAUCGAGGAGCUGAAGAACUCCCCCAAGGGCCAGUCAAACAUGCAGGACCGGACGCACUGUUUGAAGUCACACUUCCAAAGGUUGAGGACCGAUGCAGUCUGGAGCCAAUGGUGGAUAUUACGUCCUACAGUGAGAGAGAGUGGAAGGGAAACACUGCCAAAAGUACCCUUAUUAGAAAGAUCCCUCUUCCUGUCUGGUCCCAGGGUUACACUAAGCUGUCUCAGAGGUUUGAGAGCCUGAGACGGGUGAGAGGCGAUAACUACUGUGCCCUCCGAGCCACUCUGUUCCAGGUGCUCUCCACCAGCACUCAGCCGCCUGUCUGGCUGCAGGUCGAACACAUCUCCACGUGGGCGGAGGAGCUGGAGGCACGUGAGGGGCUGAUUGGCCAGUGGAUGUUCCCCUCGGAGUGCAGACAGGGGGGUGGGAGCGAAGACGCCGUCCAACAGCUCAAACGCUACAUGGAACUCCUCCAGAACAGGUGGCAGGCGGCUGUGGGCUGCUCCAGCAUGGAGGAGAGACGGUGGUUGUGUGAGAGUGUGUUCCAGGGAGGGGAGGAGGAGCUGGGGCUGCUGGAGGCCCUGAAGCUCCUCAUGCUGGUACGGGCGUCGGAGUUCCAUACCACCAUGCAAGAGGGCGGGGACGUGCCUGUCUUUUGCUGGCUGCUCUAUGCACGCGACUCUUCCGACUGCCCACGCACAUUCCUCUUCAACCACCUGAGUCGAGUGGGUUUCAGCGGGGGUCUAGAGCAGGUGGAGAUGUUUCUGCUGGGAUAUGCCUUGCAGUGCACCAUCCAGGUCUACAGGCUGUACAUGACAGACACCGAGGAGUUUGUCACCUAUUAUCCUGAUGACCAUAAAGAAGACUGGCCCUGUGUGUGUCUGGUCACAGAGGAUGACCGCCACUACAACGUCCCAGUGGGCCAGCACAAUGAACUCCAAGUCCCAGAGUACGUCCCUCCAGACUGUUUGGGAUCUAAGUCCCAGAAGACCUCACGGCAGGCUGAUUGCCACUGAAGAAAAAGCUCAUGGCAUGCACACAGGGCCAUAAUGUCAGAAGGCUCCUCAGGUUGACUGGAAGAAGACUCCUGCUUAUUGACAGUUUACACUUAGUUAAAAAUAGCUUUUGGAGUAUGACUAGGGCAGAACGACAGAUUUUUACCUUGUCAGCACAGGGAUUCGAUCUAGCAACCUUUCGGUUACUGGCCCAACGCUCUAACCACUAGACUACCUGCCGCCCCAAUGUGGCUUGCUUGCGUUGAAUCCCGUUCCCACAACUGAUGAAUAAAUAUAUCCGAUCACAGGCUUUGCACAAUACCAUCACGAUGCAUUUUAAUAUCAGGUGUAAAUGCUGUCUGUCAGAUGUCCACUUGCAUGAGAGAUGGACACUUAACCAUCCUGCAAAAGGUGACCAGAGCAAACUACAGUAAGCAGAGGUUGAAACCUCACAGCACGUCAUUUAAAAUAGAACAGAUGACUACUACUUCAUGUUAAGGGUUUAACUUUAACAUUGUUUGACAAUGAAACCAUUUUGAUACCCGUAUUUGCUAUGUGACAUUUU
Molecule: messenger RNA, 2238 nt
Organism: Salvelinus sp. IW2-2015
Lineage: Eukaryota; Metazoa; Chordata; Actinopteri; Salmoniformes; Salmonidae
Product: ubiquitin thioesterase otulin
Biological process (GO): protein linear deubiquitination
Cellular component (GO): cytoplasm
Molecular function (GO): cysteine-type deubiquitinase activity
Source: RefSeq, a predicted model, not a curated record